AUGGCAAGUAAAUUAAAAAUAGGAUUAAUAGGAGAUGUUGGUGUUGGGAAGACAGCAUUACUCCAGCGGUUUUGCUUUGGGACGUACAUCGACGAAUACGACGCUACAAUUGGGAUUGAAACUUGUGACAAAAGUGUGAAUGUGGAUGGUAAAUUGUAUCAACUUCAACUCUGGGACACAGCUGGUCAAGAGAAGUAUCACUCCCUUGUUCGUCUCUAUUUCAAAGACAUUAAAGGCGUCUUACUUGUCUUUCAAAUCGACCGACAAGAAAGUUUCGAUCAUUGCAAGGACUGGCUCGACUUGUUUUAUGGGAGCAUUUCUUCGGGAUUCACUCCACCAAUUCUUCUUGUUGGAAACAAGUCCGACUUGAUUGGGACUUCAACGCGAGUGCCAAAGGAGCUUAUAGAGAAAUUUGUGACGGAAAACAACAUUGAGUAUAUAGAGACAAGUAGUAAAGCCAACACUAAUGUCCAAGAAGCAUUUUCACAGUUAUUAAAAGCUAUAAUUAAUUUGAAACCAAUAUUUGUAGAUCCAGGAGAAGACGAAGUGAAAAUCACACAAACGAGUGAAGAGACGGACGGCGGAUGUUUUUGUUAA
Molecule: messenger RNA, 597 nt
Organism: Entamoeba invadens IP1
Lineage: Eukaryota; Evosea; Mastigamoebida; Endamoebidae
Product: GTP-binding protein yptV1, putative
Exons: 4
Coding region: 1-597 (198 amino acids)
Molecular function (GO): GTP binding; GTPase activity
Source: RefSeq, a predicted model, not a curated record